AUGUCCAAGCGGCAGCAGAAGAAGCAGGUGUUGCGGGAUGCACGCCUAGAGCGGAAAGGCCAGAAAAAGUCUCAGAAACAGGUUGACGCCUUGGCUUCUGCCCUUGCCAUCCUGCAUGACCAUUUGGCGGAGCAUCUGGGACGCGAGCCAGAAAGAGAAACCAAUGAAGGUCCAUCCCAUGAUCAAAGGAAGGUUUUGGAGGUCUUGCUCGAAACUACCUUCGGGGAGCGAUGCUCCACUUACGCGAGCCUGCCCUUGGUGCAUGGGCCAUGCACAGACCACAAGGAAGACCACUCGAAGGGCUUAGAGGAAGGACGGAAUGGGUACAGUGCGACCCAUGAUGGGCUACGGGUGUUGGGUUCCUGCCUCCUGCGGCCGCCGCGCUACAAUGCCAAGUUCUUGCCGCAGGAAUAUUCGCUCCUUCACAAGGUGUGGAGCCUGUUUCGUGGGGAAGGGAUGAGCAACUGUGGAGUGCUUGACAUUGGAGCCGGCAAUGCCAACUGUGCGGUUCUGAUCGCAGCACUGCUUGGGUUGACCGUGAUCUGUGUCGAGCGCGAGUCUCCCAGGAAGGAGCUGCGGGCAGAAGAGCAACUGCCAGAAGCCUUGAAGCGCAAAGUGAUCCGCAUCGAAAAGGACAUCGAAGACUUUGACAUCGCCACUUUGCAAAGUCUCGCAUCCCGUCACAACUUAAAGAGAUUUGUGCUGCUGGCCAAGCACCCCUGUGGCAUCGGUGUUGAUCGAUCGAUCGACUGUGCUGUCAAGCUCCGGAAGUCCUCACGGGCCUCAAUUCCGUCACUUCCAUCACUUCGGGCAGAGCCACAAGAGACGCAGCACACGCAGCCCUCAGAUCUGCCGCAGCUUCUGGGUGUUGUGAUUGCAUGUUGCUGCACGAACAAGCUAAGCCUGGACGACUUCAGGGAGUCAAGGGUGGAGGAGUUCUGCACCGCGAAUGCCGCUGUGGAUCCAGCCGGGCUACCUUCGAAAACUGAUGCUUUAGUCAGAGCAGUUGAGGUGAUGAGCAAGUGCAGCGCUUGGCGAAGUACCUCAGGCAGCCUGGGAAAUGCCAUCACCAGUGAGCAGGUGUCUUGGGCAGAGCUGUUCGAAGACCACUUGCAGUCCUUGCGGCUGAAGCGCUUGUCAGCGGAAUUCGGCACCUCUGGUGAGGUACGGUUUGCCCCGCGAGAAUGCACUCUUCAGGACAGAUGCAUCCUCGCCGCCGAGCCUCCACUACCUGAUGCCAUUUAUGCUUCUUCAGAUCCGGCCUUUCUCCUUCAACUUGAGAAAGGGGUCAGAGAACUCUUCAACGAGUCAGGCGGUCCAUUGGACUGCAGGCCUAAGGGGCUCAAAUCCGCGAAGUAUGACUUCGAUUACACAGACUGA
Messenger RNA from Symbiodinium natans, 1380 nucleotides. NCBI's taxonomy places the organism in Eukaryota, Dinophyceae, Suessiales, Symbiodiniaceae. The record is from the annotation of a GenBank genome assembly.